AAAGUAGUAAAAUGAAGACAAAAGAAAGGGCAUUAUAGUAAUCCAUAUUAUGCAAGAAAAACUAUCUCUAUAAAGAUGGAUAUAGCCUAUAGGAAAGCUUAUUAUGUCAACGUACUCUCACACUCCGCAUAUAUCAUCCAGAAACAGAUUAAGCAAUUUAAACUCCACAACACAAGAAGCAGCAGCAGCAAAAAUAAUCAUUACAUUCAAGCACACAAACAAAAUUUCUAGCUACAUAUAUAUUUAGUUCACCAAACAAAAUUGGAAGUGGUAUCUACAAGGAACCCACAACCAUGCGCCUCUAAAGAUCGAAAAACCCCAAAUUCUUGAUUACAAGGGUGGAGUGUUGAAGACAAACUUUUAUCCAUGAGUUCGAUGUCAGACCCCGAAAACGCACAAAAGAAAAUCAAUACCAAACCUAUCGGAAUCCGAUUAUUAGAAUGUACCAAGAAAUCGAGCCUCUCGUUCAAAACUCAUCAAGUAAUAGUCCUAACCAUUACCUUUUUAGCAUACGCAAGCUAUCAUGCUACUCGAAAAACCACCAGCAUCAUAAAAAGUUCACUUGAUCCUCAAUCACCAGACAACUCGUUUUUAAAAAGUUCCAAAGCCCUUUCAUGGUUACUAGGAGGCGGUUGGGCUCCCUUUAACAGUGGAAAUGGGACUGCAUUGCUUGGAGAUCUUGACUUGGCAUUCUUAUUUGUAUAUGCAAUCGGCAUGUUUUUCUCGGGCCAUAUAGGAGACAGAAUGAACCUAAGGAUAUUUUUAACAAUAGGAAUGGUUGGAACUGGUUUAUUCACCUCAUUAUUUGGAGUUGGAUACUGGGCAAACAUUCAUGUCUUUUACUAUUACUUGAUAGUCCAAAUGCUUGCUGGGUUAUUUCAAUCAACGGGGUGGCCUUCCGUAGUUGCAGUCAUGGGGAAAUGGUUUGGAAAAGGUAAAAGAGGGCUCAUAAUGGGUAUCUGGAACGCUCACACAUCCGUUGGGAAUAUUGCUGGUUCUUUGAUUGCUUCUUAUUUCUUGAAGUAUGGUUGGGGUUGGUCUAUGGUUGUUCCUGGUGGAAUGAUUAUUUUUGUUGGUUUGCUGCUCUUCAUGUUUCUACCUGUUGAUCCUGAAUCAGUAGGAGCUGAAAGGGACGAAGAUAAAUCGAGUUUACCUGAAAAGAUAGGGGCAGAAGUCACGAAACCUUUAUUAAUCCCAACGAUGAGAAGUGAGAAAGAAUCGCCAGUUGGGUUCUUGGAAGCAUGGAAAAUACCCGGGGUUGCCCCAUUUGCAUUUUGCCUCUUUUUCGCAAAGUUGGUUGCUUACACGUUUUUGUACUGGCUUCCAUUUUACAUCAGUCACACAGCCAUAGAUGGAGAAUACUUAUCGGACGAGGCCGCGGGUAAUCUAUCUACUUUGUUUGACGUAGGGGGUGUGGUGGGAGGAAUCCUAGCAGGUCAUAUUUCCGACAGAUUAAAUGCUAGGGCCAUUACAGCAGCAAGUUUCAUGUAUUGUGCUAUUCCUGCACUAUACUUCUAUCGAAACUAUGGACACACAUCCAUGACCAUAAACAUCAUCCUCAUGUUGGUCACCGGCAUGUUUGUUAAUGGGCCUUAUGCUCUCAUAACAACCGCCGUCUCAGCUGACCUUGGGACCCACCGGUCCCUGAAAGGUAACUCUCGAGCCCUUGCAACAGUCACGGCAAUCAUUGAUGGAACUGGGUCCAUUGGUGCUGCAAUCGGACCAUUGCUUACGGGAUACAUUUCAACCCAGAGCUGGAGCGCGGUUUUCACCAUGCUUAUGGCAGCAGCUUUUGUGGCAGGGUUGUUUCUUACCAGACUUGUGGUCGCGGAAAUAACUACUAAAUGGCAAGAUUCGCGACAAGGUUUGACUACUAAUAUUCGCAGGUCUCCUACUAAUGAAGUGUGAUUACCUCAAAAUUGAGUAUACAGAAGAAAAAAACAAGGCACUUUUGUACAUACAUAAGAUAUCGUAUACAUAAAUUUAAAUCAAUUUUGUAUUUUACUAUUUGGAUGAAU
Molecule: messenger RNA, 2018 nt
Organism: Erigeron canadensis
Lineage: Eukaryota; Viridiplantae; Streptophyta; Magnoliopsida; Asterales; Asteraceae
Product: putative glycerol-3-phosphate transporter 1
Exons: 4
Coding region: 367-1908 (513 amino acids)
Biological process (GO): transmembrane transport; phosphate ion homeostasis
Cellular component (GO): membrane
Molecular function (GO): glucose 6-phosphate:phosphate antiporter activity
Source: RefSeq, a predicted model, not a curated record